Serpula lacrymans var. lacrymans S7.9 is the source of this 1374-nucleotide messenger RNA. RefSeq lists its product as uncharacterized. The transcript is spliced from 2 exons. The coding region runs from base 775 to 1197 and encodes 140 amino acids. The record is from RefSeq and is a predicted model, not a curated record. Lineage: Eukaryota; Fungi; Basidiomycota; Agaricomycetes; Boletales; Serpulaceae.
GGGCGAAUAUCUGUCAAAAUGGUGUUAUCUUGUAUACAUGUAUAGCCUUGCAAGAGAACGAUGGAUGCUAAGGAUGGUUCCGCGGACUAUGCAUGGCUACUUUCUCAGGCUCGUGUAAUAUCGUAUCAUCUGGCCAGAAGUUGCAGCUGCAAUGCAUGGAAUUAAGCUGUUUAAUUCGAGUCCGCAUAUCGCAUUUGGUGCCCAUGACCAUUUCACAUGACCAUCGACAUUCCUUCGAAUCUUCUUCCCGAAGUCAGAAGCGCUCUGAACUUUGGGUUGGGCUUUAUGUAUAAGACACUUUAUCGCCCAAAGGCCUGACUUGGAUUACUGAGUCCGUCCACUCUCCUUCCAUUCAUAUCCGCAACAGCCAUAAUUGUGCAGGUCGUGAAACCUACCAGUCAUUUACCCGCCCCCUCGGUAACUCAACCCACGCACAAUACGGACGGCGCCUCGAUGUCUGUGCGGUCUUUCACCCUAAAGGCCCCUAAAGAUAUGUUCCCUCGUGGCCAAAACGUGUCAGCUAUCUACGUUUUCAGUUAGACUCAUCUCGGUCUUCCUCUCUUCUCCAGCUUUAGCUUCCGAAUUGCGGAUCUACAAUCACCAAUAUAAAGCCUCCCGUCAACAAGGCAAUGGCUUGCACACCCUUCGUUCAUCCCUAUAUCCUUCGUCUCAUUGACUGAAAUCUUGGCUCCUGACGGUUUAUGUGAUAAACCGAGUGUUAUCUCUUCGGCCCCUUGUAGGGAAAUCUACUGUGACAUUCGAAACUCAUCAGUUAUGUCAGUUGGCAUGUAUCCAACAACCGCACCUGUCGUAGGAGUCACCUUCGCCGAGCCAUCUGCCACAAACCAUUCCAUAGCAGAGAUUUUAGAGGAACAAUUUGCGUUUGCGCGCAUAAAUGGAGACGUAUGUCUUGUGCAAUUUACGAACGUAUCACCUUUCUCACCUACAAUAUCAGUAAACAUCUUCCGUCAUGAGUUCAUUACCAUCUUUCGGUACUCGCACAGUACAUGUGCGGCGCAGGCCUCCGUGAGGAUAUUUCAAGUCCUUGAUGCAAGGGGCAUCAGGUACGAGGAAGACAGCGGGACUGUGUUCCUAGCCAAAGAUCUUGUGGAGCGACUGAGAUGGAUCACGGAGAGGCGGUCCAGAAAGGCUAGCGCGUCGAGAGCGUGUCCAGUGCAGGCCAGACAUUGGGGUUAGAGGGGGUCGCGUUCACGAGUUGAUGAUCAUAUGCUAUAGCUCAUCGUUUGGAAUAUCUAUUAGAUUCGUAUUUUGUUUACAUACCAGCAUUCAGCAUAAUGACACGGGAAGAUUAGACUCCACAUACCCGAUAUUAAACCCGUGGUAUACGGACCUUCAAUAAACGUCUGUAAAAAU